This is a messenger RNA of Hipposideros armiger (great roundleaf bat), 756 nucleotides long. It is a transcript of the gene CUNH21orf140, whose product is annotated as chromosome unknown C21orf140 homolog. NCBI's taxonomy places the organism in Eukaryota, Metazoa, Chordata, Mammalia, Chiroptera, Hipposideridae. The transcript has a single exon. The record is from RefSeq and is a predicted model, not a curated record. The coding region runs from base 1 to 756 and encodes 251 amino acids.
AUGCCUCACUUUGCAAACCCUCUUUUAAGACACAUCAUUAUCAAAAGUCCAUUUGAUAGUAUCAAGCGGAAGAAAUGCCUCCAGUAUUUGAAAACCCUGAGGACACUGCAAUACGAUGGCUUUAAGACUGUGUAUUUUGGGGAAACCGAUAUCCCAGAAAGUCUUAUCACUGGGGAAGAUUUUAGUGAUGGAUAUUUCAUGCGAAGUCCAACUUGGUAUAUUGUGCAUGCCGGCGGGAGUCAAGGAUGGGUGCCUUGGAAAUACAGGAUCUUCCUAAGAGAUGAGUUAUGUGUCAGACAAGAAAAAAACCUCUUCUUUGAGUUCUGUGAUGUGGCCAGGAAGGCCUACGGGAGGUGCGCCAUUGUGGUCAAAGAUGGAAGGCGGCAGGAUGAGAUGAGGCCAAUGAAAAACAAGGAGUCUCAGGCCCAGGCCCAUGUCCCAUCAGUCAUUAACUUAACGAGCAUCGUGUGUUGCCCUGAGGUGGCCAAGUCCUGUGGCCACGAACUACUCUCUCUGCCUUCCCCGUACAAUUAUCUGAACCCUCUAGACUCAGCCUGGUCUUCUCUGAAAUGGUUUAUCAUCAACAACAGAAAGGAUUUUUGUUUGCAGUCCAUUGACAGUGCCUGUGAGUACCAGUAUAUACUUCUCAGCAGUUUAAUUAGCAAAGGGAUUGAAAGGAUAAACCCCAGCAAGUGGAGAAUGCUAACUAACAAAGUGCGGAGAUGGGAAAACUACUAUCUGGGUAAAUUUUCUUAA